This is a messenger RNA of Cydia strobilella, 1145 nucleotides long. RefSeq lists its product as uncharacterized. The record is from RefSeq and is a predicted model, not a curated record. Lineage: Eukaryota; Metazoa; Arthropoda; Insecta; Lepidoptera; Tortricidae. Bases 135 to 800 code for a protein of 221 amino acids. The transcript is spliced from 5 exons.
GACCUGCGCCUGCGCCAGUCCCUCCGACAUCACCGCGCUUCGCACACGCGUGUUUACUGCACCUGCCGACCGCGCCGCGCAUCCAAGUCCCAGCUUCACCUACGUCGCCCGCACGCACACGCACCACCACCGAGAUGAGCCGGCACUCCUGCCUGGCAGCCGCGGCGCUGCUCGCCGUGCUAUGUGUCGUCAAUGCCCAGAGGAGACUUGCUCUACCGGACCCCAGGAGUUGCGCGAAUAGGGUACGGCACUCGACGUACCGCGACGCACGUGGUGUGCUGCAUUCGUACUUCUUCAGUUGGGAGCACGCGCCGACCCGCAGCCUGGAGGUGGACUGGCUGGACGCCAGGAACAUCUGCCGUCGCCACUGCAUGGACGCCGUGUCGCUAGAAACUCCUCAGGAGAACGAAUUCAUAAAGCAGAGGAUCGCUCGCGGUAACGUGCGGUACAUUUGGACGUCAGGUCGUAAAUGCAACUUCGCGGGAUGCGACCGGCCCGACCUGCAGCCCCCGAACGUGAACGGCUGGUUCUGGUCGGGGUCGGGCGCGAAGAUCGGGCCCACCACGCAGCGCAACACCGGCGACUGGUCCUACACCGGCGGGUACGGACAGCCCCAACCUGACAAUCGUGAAGCUGCCCAGGGCAACGACGAGUCGUGCCUGGCGAUCCUGAACAAUUUCUACAACGACGGCAUCAAGUGGCACGACGUGGCGUGUCACCACGUGAAGCCCUUCGUCUGCGAGGACAGCGACGAGCUGCUCAACUUCGUGCGCUCGCGCAACCCUCAGCUGCGCCUAUGAGCCCCCGAUGAAGCCUCGCCCUCUAAUUUAGAUGGCUGACAUUGUACAAAACCGAGUGGCUAUUGAUAUUUAAGUUAUUUAUUAAAUUAACAUACUUCGACGUUAUCUUUUGGGUACCUUUUGCAGAUAAAGAGUAUUUGUAAGCCCCGACAGUACCCCUAACUCGUUACUAAGCUCGCUAUCCAAAGAUCAGAUCGUUUCGACGUUCGUCGCUGUCGCGCCUUCUGGUCAGUCAUCUUGUCUUCUGUACAGAGGUACUUCGCAAAAAAAUGUAAAAAGUCUUGUUUUUGCACAAAAUAGAAUUAGUGUAUAAAUGUUUAAGAUUAAAUAAAAAAUAAUAUUAUA